AUGAUAAAAGCAUUAUACAAAAGCAUAGUUAAUUUUUUAUUGUCAUCUUUUUUCGAAAAUAUUGAAGAAAAACAAUUACAAACAUCACUUUUAAGGGGAAAAGUACAUUUGCAAAAUGUUAAAAUUAAAAAAAACUUUUUUGAUAUUUUGUAUCUACCAUAUACAAUAAAAUAUGGCUACAUUCGUUCGUUAGAUUUACAUAUACCGUUGUUCUAUUUGUUUCAAAAAGCAACGUUAAAAAUUAGUGACGUAGUGAUAGUGAUUAAAGAAAAAAAUUUUAGCGAAUUUAAUAUAGAAGAAGAAAUAUAUGGAAUUAAAGAAUUUAAGAAAAAUAAUUUAAAAAUAGAAGAUAUUAAUAAUAAUUUUUAUGACUUAAAUCAAAAAAUACAUAAGGGAAUAAAUUAUUUAUUAUAUGAAGUAUACAAUAAUAUGUCUAUUGAUAUCGAAAAUGUAGAAAUAUUAUUGGAGAGUUCAGAUAAAAAAAAAUAUAUUUUAGGGUUAUUUAUUAAAAAUAUAAGUAGUGUAAAAAGUAAUAAUGAUGCUAAUAAAAUAAGCAAAGAAUUUUCUUUUUUAGAUAUAAUAUUUUAUAUGAAUGAUGAUAAGGCGAAAUAUUUAAUAAAUAAAGUAAUAAAAAAGGAGCAAAAAAAAAUAAAAAAUAAAAGAAACAUAAAUGAAGAAGAAUUAUAUAAUAAAAUAAGAAAUAUAUGUUUCAAUUUGCACAGAAAAAAAAACAUAAUUUCAGAAAUCCCUAUUAUCGUGAUCAAUACAAAUAUUUACUUAAGUAAUUGUACUGAAUAUGCAUACAGAAAUUCCAAAUAUAUUUUUAAAAAAAAUGAUUAUUUUGAUAUCACGUGUUCACAUUGUGAUAAGUAUUUAUUUCAAUGUAAAGAAGUAAAAAAAGAUAAAAAUAUUUUUCAAAAAAUAUUUUUAAAGAAAGAAAAUAAACAAAGAGAAAAUAGAGAAUUUACUUAUGAGUCAUAUAAUAAAAGAAAUAAUAGCGAUAAAGAGAAAUAUUUAAAUACAAAUAAUUUUAUGAAUAAUGUAAAUGAUAGCAUUAAUGGACAGUUAGUUUCUUUAAAUGAUAAAAUAAAGGAGAGAAAAAAUGUGGAUAAUGAAAAAAAUGUAAGAGAAUUUAAUGAAAAUAAUGUAUAUUUUAAAGUAAGUAGUAUGAAUGAAAAUUUUAUUGAAAAAUUUGAAAUAUUAGAAGAAAAUAUAAAUUUUCGGGAGAAUGAAUACAUGAAUUUUGAAAUAAAAAUAGAUAAAUUGAAUUUUAUGUUGUCUUUUAAGCAGCUAAAUUAUAUUUUUGACUUUUUAAAUUUUUAUUUUAUAUAUAGUUAUUUUAUAAAUGGUUUAAGUGUAGAAGAAUGGCUAAAUAUUCCAGAAAUUAAUGAUAUUUUAAUAUAUAAACAAGAAUUAACUAAAAAAAAAAAUAAAGAAAAAUAUGAUAAAGAUUUUAUUGAAAAAUUUGAAUAUUUACAUAGUUUUCAAAUUAUUUCUAGUCUAAAAAGACAUGUUUUUGAAAAUGCGGAAAAAAAAAAUAAAAAUGACUCUAAAACUUCUGUAUGUAAUGAUGAUAUAUCAGUAAAUUGUAGUUGUACAUUUAUGAUAAAAAAAAUGAAUUUAAAUAUAUAUAACUCACAAAAAAUGAAUAAAAUUAUACGAGUGAACUUGAAUUAUUUUGAAUAUAUUUUAAAAUCAUAUAUUAAUAAUGAUUUUGCGUACAAUAUACUACUAAAUGAUAUAAAUGUAUACUUUCAUCAUAAAAACAAAAGAUAUCCACUACUAGAAUUUUUUCAUAGCAAUUCAAGCGAAAAUCAUAAAAAUGAAGAAAAGAAAAAAGAGAACUUUAAAAAAAAUAAAAGAAAAGGUAAAAAUUAUAUUUUUAACACUUAUUUGAGCAAUAGUUCUAGUUUCAAAAAUAAUUCAUCUAUAAAAAAUAAAUCAAACAGUAUAUACAUGAAUGAUAAUUUAAAGUUAAAUGAAGUAAAAUUUAAAGAAAAAAAACAAUUAAACUUUGCUUUGAAUGAAAGGUCGUUUAAUUGGGAUUUUUAUAGUGAUAAUAAUUUGAAUAAUAAACAGGAUGAUUUAUUAAAAGACAAAGCUCUUUCAGUUUUAGUAUAUAAAAAGUUUGAAACUUCUCAAAGUAAAAUUUAUAUUAAAUCUAAUCAAAUUAUUAUAAUUACCUUAGGUAUAAAAGAAAUAUAUAGCAUUUUAAACAUAAAUUAUGAUUAUAAAACGGUAGAUUUAGAAAAAAAAAUUAAACGUUUUAAAAAUAUAUAUUAUUAUUACUUACUAGGAAAAAAAUACUGUAAAGAAUUAUAUAUAGCAUCAGAGAAAAAUUUUAUUGACAUAAAUUUUGAUUUUAUUAAAAAUAUUUAUUUUAAUAUAGUUAUAAAUAAAAAAUAUUCUAUAUUAUUAUGCAUUAAAAAUUUGUUAUUAAAUUCUUUUUUUUUUACAAAAACUUAUUUGCAUACGCAUUUAAAUAAUUUAUUUAUGUUAAAAAAUUGUUAUGAAGCACAAAGAAAAUACGAGAAAACAGAUAACCACAAUAAUUUUAUUGGAAAGGAUUUUGAUGAUUUAAAUGCUACUAGUGAUAAUCUUAUUUUAUGUUUAAAAAAUGAUAUAGAUGAAAAUUUUAAUAUAGAUACAUUAAAGAAUAGUGACAAAAAUUUAUACAAUGAUAGUAUAAAGGGAACAUAUGAUACAAAUGCUUUGAAUACUGUUUUAAAUAAUAAUACAAAGAAAAUAAAUAAAUAUAAUAUCUAUAAAGAUACUAUAUGCUUACACGAUGAAUCAACUAAAGUAUAUAGAAAAUAUCAGCAAGAAUUUUUAAAAGUGAAUAAUUUAAAAGAAAAUAAGAACAUAAAAAAUACAUGCGGUUGCAAUCAAGAUAACAUAAAUAGAGAGUUAUAUUUAAAUAAAGAAAAUGAAGAUGAAUUCAGUAAUUUUUAUAAUGCAACUAAAUUUCAAGAAACUGCAAAUGAUACAUAUAAUAUAUAUAAUAAUGAAAAUAACAUUUUUAAUAAUGAAAAAAAUGAUUGCAAUGGCAACCUAAAUAAAGAAGAGUGUCUGAACGAGGAAAUAAACAUAUAUAAAGAAAAUCUAUUUAUGAAAAAAUUUAAUAAUGAAAAAGAUAAAGAUAUUUUAACUACAGUUAAACAGAAAAGAAUGAAUUUCGAAUUCUCUAUUUUUGUUUUAAAAAAUAGAAAAAAAAAAAAAAUACAAAAUAUUUUGUUUCAUAAAAAUAAAUCAAGUAGGUACAUAAUAAAACCAAUGAAAAUAUAUAUUGAUGAAAUCACUUAUAAUUUUAAGGACAGUAACGAUAAGAAAUUAACAUUUAUUCAUAGCAGCAGUAAGAAUUAUUUAAACUUUACUAUAAAUGAUAAAAUAAUUUUUAAAAUAAUUUUCUUUUACUAUCAUUAUAAACACUAUAUAGAUAAGAUAUUAGAAAAAUUCAAGAAGAAAGAAAAUACUGAUUAUCUUAAUUUAAAUACUAUUGAUAUACGUAGUUAUAAAACUCUCCAAAUUUUAUUAGAUAAUGCAACGAUAAAUAAUAAAAGUGAAAUUAAAAGGAAAAUUGAAAAAAAUGAAGUAAAUGAAAAUGAAAAGGAAGAAAAAAAAAGCAAGAAUUGUUGUGAAAAUAAAGAAGUGAAUAACUUUUAUGAUAAUUCUGAUUUUUUUAAUGAAACGAAAGAUAAUGAAUUCAGAAUAAAUAAUAAAUUAAAUAAUAAACAAAAUUCUUGUAUAUUUGUAAAUCAAUUAGAUAAUAUUAACUCAAAUAAGGAAAUUAAUACACAAAAUGUAAGUGGUAAUGAAAAUCUUAAAUUAAAUGAUACAAAUAACUAUUAUAAUAAAGAAAAUAAAAAAAAAUAUAAAAAAAAAAUGAAUAAUAAUUCAACUGAAGAAAUAAGUAUAGAAGGAGAAAAUAUAAAAAAAUACAAAGUACAUAUUAAUGAAGUUAACGAAGAAAAAAAAGAAAAAAAGAAGAAUUCAAUAAAUGUUUACUCAAGUGAUAAAUAUGAAGAACUUAGUUUAAAAAAAGAUAUUAAUAAUAUGGAAUAUCACAAUGAAGACACGCAAGAAAUCGUUUUUUUCUUAAACAAAAUAAAGAUACAUGUUAAUGAUUAUAAACAAAAUAAUCGUAUGAUAUCUGUUCAUCUUUCAGAUAUUUUUAUAUACUUCUUCUAUGAAACAAGAAUUUAUAAUUUUCUUUUUAAUCUGAAAAAAAUUAAUGUUCUUAAUUGCUUAUCUUAUAAUGAUAAUUAUAAUAGUUUUCUGCCUUUUAUAGAUAAAAAAAAUUGCAUAAAUAAUUUAAACAAAAAAAAUUCAAAAUUAAAUGAGAGAAGAAAAAAUGCAAAUGUUAACAGUAUAUAUUUUUAUAAUAGUAUUUUUAAACUAGUAAAAAAUGGAAAUUUUUUAUUGUCUUUUUCAUCAAAAAACAAUUCAGCAAAUAAUAUUUCUACAUGUGCUCAAAAUGAUCAAAAUAUAUACAAGAAUUCAAAAGAAAAAAAUAAUUUUUCAAAUAAUAAUGUUGAAUAUCAGACAUCUAAUGAAAUUAAUUAUAUAAAGUCAGAUAAUUAUGGAAAUUUGUAUAGUCUAUAUAGUGAUAAAAUAAAUUGUAAUAAUAUAAAAAAUAAUACCAACAAUAAUUGUGAUGAUAACAAUAAUGAUAAUAGUUCAAACAAUAAAUGUUUUAAUAUUAAUUCAAGUGAUAAUCAAAAUAAUAUUGCAUAUAAUAAUGAAAAAUUAAUUAGAAAAAAUGAAAACGAAAAAGAAGAAUAUAAUUUAAAAAAAAAAAGAAAUUUAAUGAAAAAUAAAUUACAUAAUAAAAUUUUUAUAAAAGAAAAUGAGAAAUUAGAUAAAAAUGAUACUGUUUAUUAUAAUAUGAAUAAAUAUGAAUGUGAUGGUAAUCUAAAUAAUACAAAAUAUUUUAAUACAGAGAAUAAAAUUUCCCUUUUAAAUAAUAAAACAUACUCAGAAGAUAAUUUUAAUACACAUAAUCAUAAUGCCACUAACAAUUUAUCUUGUUUAAACAAUUUAAUAAAAAGCAAUAGCAACUUUAAUACAUCGUGUUUUCUUAUGAAUAGUUUAUCCUCAUCAAUAAUUCAAAAUAAUAGAGGCAGAGAAGAAGAUGCAAAUGAUGAUGAGGAAGAAGGAAGUGAAAAAGAAGAUGAAGAAGACGAUGAAAAAGAAAAUAAGGAAAAAAAUGAAAAUACCAAAAGUUUUGAAUUUCAUAUGAUAAAUUCUCAAUUAAUUAUAGAUUAUUUAUAUUUUAUUCAUUUAUUUAAAUGGUUUAAUAAAUUGAGUAGAAAAUUUGAAAAAAUAAAGGAAAUUUCUGAUUUUGCAUAUAAUAAUAAAACUAAUGAAGGAUUUAAUCUUAAUAAUGUAAAAUAUAAUUAUAAUUUUUUUAUACAGAAUAAUCGAAUUUAUACACCAAUUUAUGAUUUAUCAAUUGCACAAUACACUUAUUAUGAUAAUUUAAAAAAUAAUUCAUAUAUUUCAUUUCUACCAGUUUUGGAAUUCCAUUUUUCUUGUUCUUAUAAAUCAUUAAAUAGUAAUGAUGAAAGUGUUAAAUCUGUACAAGUUAGAAAUUUAGGAAGUAAAUUAAUUAUGCCUUGUUUAAAUAUACAUAAACACAAAAAAAAUAAAAAAUUUUAUAUUUGUGUACUUAAUUUUAAUGGAAAGAAUAAAAGUAAUGAAACUAUAAUAAACGAUUUAAGAUUUCAAAUAAAUAUAAAAAGAAAAAUAAAUUACGAAGUUAUAGAAAACGAGGAAAACAGUAGUACUUAUGAAAAUUUAAGUGUUAGUAAUUAUGAUAAAAAAUUAUCUUCAUUAAAUACUUUUUUUACGGCUAUAUCAAAAAAUUCAUAUUACGGAGAAAAUAAUUUUAACUUAAAAAAUUUUAUUGAUACAAAGGAGAUUAUUAGUUUUUAUAAUGAUCCGAUUAUUUUAAAUUUUUCAAAUGAAAUUUUAAAGAAUGCAAUUAUUUGUUAUAAUACUUUUUCUUAUUUUUUGAGUUGUUGUAACAAAAUGGAAGAUAAAAAUAAUGACAGUAAUAUAAUCAGAGACAUAUUAUAUUAUUUAUAUAAUAAAACAGACUUUUUACUUGAAUAUUUCUUAGAUGAUAUUCGUUUCAAUUUUUAUGAUGGAAACAGCAAUAGAAAUAUGCCUCUUAUUGUAGUUAGUAUAUUUAAUUUAAAAUUGCUUCUUCAAAAAGAUAGGAGUAUUUAUAAUUUUUUAAACUUUCAUUUACACAUAGAUAUUUAUGAUAACUAUAAGAUAUUAUAUGAUACUUUACUAGAAAAAAUGGAGAUAUAUUUAACAUUUGAGAAUAAUAAAAAAAAAAUUAACAUACUUAAUUUAAAAUUAGAAACAUCAUAUAUUAAUAUUUUAUAUACUAAUAAAAAUAAAAAUAUUUUAAUAGGUUUAAUAAAUUCUUUUCUGGAUAAAAAUUUAUAUUUGUUUUCUCCAUCAUAUAAAAAAAUGAAUAUAAUUAACAAUAGAAGAAAAUGUAAUUUCAAAAUAAAUAGCUUUAUAAUAAAAAAAAAAGAAAAAUUGUCUUUUUCUCAGAUUACUUCAAAAAUUUACAAUUACACUGGAUUGUCAAUUAAUGUUAGAUUAAAACAAUCAUUAAGAAAUAAAAUUCAAAAAAAUAGCUCGAAUAACAAAAAUAAAAAUAAAUAUAUUUUUUAUGAAUUACAAAAUAAUGAGCAUGGAGGCUUGUUAAAUGAUGAAAAUGGAGAAGUUUGUGAAGUAGUUGUUAUUAUAAAAAUUUUUAAUUAUGUAUUUGAAAUUGUUGAUAUAGAAAAAAAUAAGAAUACUUGUGAAAUAAGAUUUCUUCCAAUUGUUUAUGAAUUAAAGAAGAGAAAUGAAAAAAAAAGGAUUAUGAUAAAAAAAUAUGAUUUUAAUUUUGAUAUGUAUAAUGAGUAUUCAUUAAAAAAUAAAACAUUUAAAACAUUUAUCAAAUUAUAUAUUCAAACAAAUAUUGAUGAAAAAGGAAUUGUGUCUAUAUAUUUUUCUUCUAAUUUGUUUAUUAAUAACACAACUAAUAGUAAUUUUGUUUUAUUAUUUCAUCCAGUUUUAUAUUAUUUUCAAUUAUUUAAUAAAAAGUGCAAUCAUAAUAGUUUUAAAAAUAUAGAAAAUAUUAAAAAUCUUGAUAAUAAUGGGAUAACAACAAUUAAACCAAAUGAAAAAUAUUUCUUACCACUUAUUUCUUUUGUUCCAAUAAUAAUUUUAUUUGAUUACUUAAAUAGAAAAAAUAACAUUGAAGAAUGUAAUGAAAAUAAAUGUAACUUAAAAAAUAACUGCAAUGGAAAAAUUAAUUACAAUAAUUUUAACACAGUAAACAAUUAUACUAGUACCAAUUAUUAUAUUAACAAUAAUGAUAUUAGUGUAUUCAAGAAAAAAAAAAAAAAAAGUGAAAGUUUUUCUUUUGAUUAUACAAAUAGGAAUACUACAGUAAAAGAAAUACAAAAUUUCAGUAAAAGCAAAAAAUAUAAUUAUUCAUUUAAUGAGUUUAAGAGCAUUUCUUCUAACAAUUUAAAAUUAAAACAUUAUGAAUUAAAUUUCCGAAAUAGUCAAAUAAAUUUAUCGAAUAUUUCAAAUUACAAAGGCGAAAAUGAUUUAAGAUAUGGUCAAAUUAUGAAAUCAGUAAAUUUAAAUAAAAUAAAUGAAAGUGAUAAAAUAAAAAAAAAUAAAAUUUUAAAGAGAUUAGAAAAAUAUAUAAGUGAAAAAAGUAACAAAAAUAUUAAAAAUAUAAAUUAUAUUUAUAUAAUUAAAAAGGAAUUUUAUGAUUUUUAUAUAAGUAAGUAUGAAAAUAAAAAAAGCUAUUUUGAAAUUUUUAAUUUUUUAAUGAAAAAUGGUGCUAAAAAGUUGCUGAAUAAUUCUAGUUUAAAAGAAAUUAUAUAUAGACAUUCAUUUGAUUUUUUAAAAUAUAAUAUAUAUGCUCAAACGAUGAAGUUGAAAACUUUGAAAAUUAUUUUCUAUGACAAACAUAAUAGGUAUAUGAAGGAAGAAUUAGAAAAAAAGGGAGAAAAAAAUGAAGAUAACUUUGGGAAUUACAAUGAAAAUGAAAGUAGGAAUGAGAAUGAGGAUGAAUAUAAAACAAAUAUAGGAAAGGAGAAGGAAAUAGAAAAAAAGAACUAUGAAGUGAAUAAUAAUAACAAUUUAACAGUUUUAAAUAAUUAUAAUUAUCAUGGAAGUAUGAAUAAAUCUAUUAUUUCUUAUGAUAAAUUAUGUAUAAAUGAAAAAUAUUUAAAUAGUAUAUAUCAUAAUAAAAAGAGUCAUACAUUAACUAGCUUGGUAAAAUAUGAUACAAGUAAAAGUUAUUCUGGGAAGAAUAUGUUUAGUAAUGAAUCUUUUUACUUAUACAAUUCAGAUGAAAAAAGAAAUGCUAAAGUAAAUUACAUAAAAUCAGAUGAAACUAGAAAAAAAAAAAAAUAUAUAUUCACAGCAAAAAAACAAAGCAAUUAUAGUAAUACAAUAAUAUGUGAACAAAAAAAUUUAGAAGUGAAUAAAAUUUACUCAUUUGGUGUAUAUAUAGAUUAUAUAUUUGAAAUACACAAUUUUAUGUAUGAAGAAAUAAAAAUUGGAUACUGUCAAAAUUACUAUUUAAAUAAUUUACCUAAGAAAAUAAAAAGAAUUAAAAGAGAAACGAUCAUGCCCAAAUCUAUUAAAUAUUUAGAUACCAUACCAAGUUAUAUAAAUUUUUUUUAUGUUUUUAACAAUAAAAAUUACGUUUUUAAUUUUUUUUCAAAAAAAAUUCAGUUGCAUCAAUUUACUAAUGCACUUGAUAAAUCAUUCAGAGUUAAAAUGCAUAUCGGGUAUAUUAAUGAUAAUAAAAAUAAUAUUAUAUAUAAAAAGAAAAAAUAUAAAUUGAAUUUGUUAAAAAAAAAUUCAAAAUAUAACAAUAAAAAAUACAUUUAUUUGGAAUCCAAGGACUAUGAACAAUUAUGUAAAGAAAUUCCUAAAUUUUUUUUUCUGAAUUUAACAUUAAGAAAAAAAACAGAUUUUCUGAACACCUACAAGGAAAAUAACUUUAAGCACGUAAUAGAUAGCAAUGUGUUACAAUUAUUAAUUUAUUCAUUAUUUCAUUUUCAAAAUAAUUUAGAUAAAGAUCUUAUAGUAAAAUCAAACGGAAAUUCACAAAAAAUUAAAAAAAAAGCAGGUAUGUUCUUUGGUGAUAUUGAUAAUAGCAAAGUGGUUUUUGAGAUUUUUUAUAACAAUCAAAUAUUUGUGUCAAAAAAAAUAAAAAUAAAUGAAGUAUGCAUAAAUAAGAAAAUUAUAUUAACAAGUAAAAAUAAGAAGGAGAAUAUCUUUUUAUCUAUGAAUAUUACUUUAAAUGGAAAAAUAUAUAAUACGAAAACUAUAACAUUAAAUAAUAGAUAUACUAUUAUUAAUAAUACUAACCGAACUCUAUAUGUCCAAGAAGUUAGUAAAGAAUUUAAAAUUAUUAAAAAAGAAAAAAAAAAUAUUGAUUAUAAUAAUUCUAUUUCCUUAUAUAAUUUAUAUAAGAAAAAUUUCUAUUCUGAUAAAAAAAUGAAAAAAAUUAAUAUUAUAAGUGAUACAGAUGAAUCAAAUGAAAAAAAGAACAAAUCUAAAGAAAAAGUCAUUAAAGAAAAAAAAAUUGAAGUUGAAAAAGACGAGUUUUUAAAAAAAGAUGAGAAAAACAAAUUUUACAAGAAAAAAAAAGAGUAUUCAAAUUUAAAUCAUGAAAUUCCCAAAGAACCAUUGAAUAUAAUAUCUAUUAAACCUUAUGAGUCAUUUUAUUAUCACCCAAUAAAUACAAAUAAAUGCUUUUUAAAAUUUUCAUAUGCAGAUAUUAAUGAAUGCAUGAAUAAUGUUAAUUUUAUUGAUAGAAAAGGGUGCUAUGAAUUUACAAACAAUGAAAAUGAUAUAAUGAAUUUAUUUAAUGAUUAUUUAAAAAAGAAAAUAAUUAAAUCUAGAAGUUCACUUCUAAACGAAGAAAAUUCAAAUGAUUAUAUAAAAAAUAAUGAAGAUUUUUUUAAUUUAUUUUAUACUAGUCCUGUGGAAAUUGAAAAAGUUGGCAAUUUUAAAAUUUUUCAUAAAACUAUUAAUAAAAUAGAAAAAAAAAUUAAAAAUAAUGAAAAAACUGAAAUUUUUAAUAAUUCAGAAAGUUCAGCUAAAAUAAGCAAAGUAAGGAAAGGAGAUUCUUAUAAAAUUGAGAAUAAUUCAUUUUAUGAAAGUAAUGUAAUUGAUGAAACUUAUUUCAAUUAUGGAAUUUCAGUUGACAAAAAUUCUAAUGAAAAAAGUGCUCUUAAUAAUGAAAGAAUUUCAAUUAAUGAAAUUAAUCCCAAUGAUAAGUAUAUUUUAAAUAAUGAAAAAUCUUUAAUUGGAGAUAUGAAUUUUUGCACUAAAGAUACUAUUGAAAAAACUAAUGAAAAAAUUUCUGAAAAUUUUAUAAUUGAUUUUAAUGAAAAUGAAAAGGUAAAUAUAAGUAAUUUAAAUGAUAUCAAAGAAAAGAAUGAUGGAAAUAUAAAUAAUGAAAAAGAAAAUAGCAAAUUGGAUGAAUUAAAUUCUUUUAUAAUACUCAUGGAAAAUGAAGAAGGAAAAAGAAAAAAGGAAACAAAUGAAAGAAAGGAUUAUAAUAAAUUAUUUGAUAUAGAAAAAAAUAUUAAAGAUUUAAUGGAAUAUGAAGAGGAAAGAAAAAAUGAGGAAAAUAAAAAUGAUUUGGUGAAAGAAUAUCAAGAAUAUUACUAUGAAUAUAAAGAAGAAAGUGUUAUAACUGAAAUUAAUAUAGCAAUGAAUAGAAACACUAAUAUUGAAAUAAAUGUAUCUAUUGAAAACAAUCCUGAUACUAUAAUUUAUAAUAAAACUAAUUAUUAUCUAAUAUUUUAUCAAAGAAAAACUAAGAAAAAAAUUGUGAAUUUGUUAAAACCUUUUGAUAAAGAAAUAUUUGGAUGGUCAGAUGUGUCCAAACCAAAAGUUAUAAAAUGUUUUUUAAUUUUUAAAAAAAAUGAAAUAUAUAUUUUUUCUUGUAAUUUAAAUAUUGUGAAAGAACAUAAUAAUAUAAUUUUAAAUAACAAUAAAAGAAUUAAUGUUUUAACAAAAAUUGAAAAUGGAAAGAGAGUAUUUUGCUUAGAAGAAAUGAAUAAAGAAAAUGAAGAAAAAUCUAUAGUUCCAUUUUUAUCUGCUAAAGAUUCCAAUAAGUUUAAAACACAAAAAAAAUUACAUAAAAUAAAUUUUUAUAAUAAUAAUGAAUUUAAUGAAUUAAAACAAAAAAAGUAUAUUAAAUUAAAAAAGGAUAAUUUAAAUAGUAAAGUACUUCUAUUAAAUAAAAAUCGUUUUAAUAUAAUAUAUUUUAAGAAGAAGAAAAGAAAAAAGAAAAAAAAGAAAAGCAGUUAUUUUCGUUUUCGUUCAUUUUUUAUUUUAAAAAAUAUAGAUAUAAAUAAUAAGGAAAAAGAAUCGGAAAAUUUAAAAAAAAAAAAAAAAAAAAAAGGAUUUACUAAAAAUAUUUCUCAUAAAGAAAAAAAAAAAAGUAUCAGUUUCAAGGAUUUAGAAAAAGAUAAUAAAAAAAUAAAAUUAAAUAAAAUUUUUUUAAAAAAAGAAGAAAAUAAAUCUGCACCAAAAAGAUCUUUAUCAAAAAGUAGAAAAAGUUACUCGAAAAAAUACAAAAAUAACUUUAAUGAUAAUAAUGUAACUAAAGAAAAAAAUGAUUCAUUAUUGUUAAACGAAAAUAAUACUGUUAAAGGGUAUGAUUACCUUUUUAAUGUAAAGUUUAAAAAAAAAUUGAAUUAUGAUGAAAAUAUAAACGAAGGUUUUUUAAGUGUUAAUAAAAAUUCAAGUGAUGAUAAUACAAGUUCGAACAACGAAUCAAAUGCAUGCAUAAACGAAAAUAGUAAAAUUUAUUCUAAGAAAUACUAUAAAAAUAGUGAUGAAAAUUGCAGUGAAUCGUAUUUCUUUAAUAGAAAAAAAAGUAAAAAAAAAAUUAAAAGAAAGCUUAGUGAUUAUAUUUUUAAGAAAAUUAAAAAGAAUAGGAAAAAGUUAAAAGAUCUAACAAAAAUAUAUCCUAUUUUUUUAAAAAGAAGUAGUAGAAGUGAUGAAUUAAAUACAUUGAUUAGAAAUUAUUUAUCGAAUAAGGAAAAUAGCAUAUAUAGCCAAGAGAAUAUAAAAAAUAAUGAGGAAAACAAUAUUCUUCAUCAUUAUUUAGAUAGUGAAGAAGUAGAUCCAAAAAUUUUUAAAAAUUAUUGUGAUAAAAAAGGAAGUAGAAAAGAAAAUAUGUCAAUAAAAUUUAUAACUAACUUGCAAUUAUUGUUAUGCGGUAUUAAAAUAAACUUAUUCGAACAUUCGUCAGAUUAUAUGAUUUCUUUUGAACUAAAUGAUUUAUUAUUUAAGAAAGAAUAUAUAGAGAAUAUAGAUUAUUAUAACGUAGAUAUAAAAAUAAGUAAUAUUUUAUGUUAUACUAUAUAUAAAUAUUUAAGUGCUUAUGCGAUUUUAUAUACAAAUGACGAUAUAAAUUUAAAAAAUAAUCAUUUAAGAAUGUUAAUCAAUGAAUUACAGGUAAAAAGAAAUUUAUUUAUUGAUAAAAAAUAUGAUUUAAAAAGUGUUAAUUCAUCUGUCUCAUCAAUAGCUAGCAACACGAAUAACAAACCAAAUGAAAGUGAUGUAUUGGAAAACGCAGAAUUUUUAAUAUGUAAUUUUCAAUAUAUAAGAAAGUGUGAAACCCUUUUUUUUAAAUAUUUUUUAUUAAGUAUUAAACCAAUAGUAAUUAAUGCUGAUAUUAAUUCAAUAACUAUUUUGUUCUAUUUUUAUAAAACUUUUUAUAACAAAAAAAAAACAGAAAAGGAAAAUGUAGAAAAUGAUUCUGAUAGCACUAAAAGUGAAAGUAAUAAAAAUAGAAAUAAAAAAAGCAUAAGUGAUAUAAAGAAAAACUAUUAUUCUUCUUUUGAUUCAUUUGAAAACAUAGAAAGAAAAGAAGAGAAAGAAAGGGAAGAAAAAGAGUGGGAGGAAAUGGAAGAAUUUAUAGAAGAAGACUUAAGAAAAAAAGAGAAUGAUGAAAAACAGAAAGUAAAGGAGAAUUUAGAAAAAAAUGAAGUUAAUAAGUAUGUUUAUUUGCAAUACAUUAGUAUCGAUAACAUAAAUAUUUUAUUAAAUUUUCAAUCAGAAUAUAAAAAAGAAUUAAAUAAUCGUGUUAAUGAUUUGUUUUAUAAAGAAUAUAUUAGUGCAUAUAAUAAAUUAGGUGAUAUAUCAAAUUGUAAUAUUUUUUUAAAAAGUUUAUCUAAUAUACACAUAUUUACAAAUUAUCAUCUUCUAAUAAAUUUUCUUCAGAAUUUUUAUUAUAAUCAAACAAUAGUUAAUAUUUCUAAUCUUUUGAUUUCUUUUAACAUAAUUGGUAGCCCUACUUCUUUAAUUGCUCAUAUAAAAAAAGCAUUUAAUGAAUUUUUUUACAUUAUUAAUGAUAAUUCAACUAUUAAAAAAGACUAUAAUAAUCAAACAAAAACAAAUAAAAAUAAAAUAGGACAUAUUCAAAUUUCUAAAGAAUACGAAAAAAAUGAUCUUAUAAAUCUACUAAAUGAGUCAAAUGAAAGUUCAUUUACUGAAGAAAAGGAAGAUAUAAUAAACAAUAGAAAAUAUAUUAUGCAUAUUUUAAAUGAUCAUAAUUCAUAUCAAAAUAAUUUUUUUAAUGAAGAGUGUUAUUUUAAUAAUAUAAAGAAAAGCAAAAGUUGUAAUGCAACAAAGAGAGAAGAAGAAGGAAGUUUUAACAAUUUAAGUUAUUUUUACAAAAAUAACAUAAAGAACAGAGAAUUAGAAAACUUAGUUAUAGAUGAUAAUGCUUCUAUUAAUUCUUUACUUUUUAAUAAUAAAAAAAAUUUACUAUUGUUAAAUAGAGAAGUUAAUAACAACAAAAAAAAUAAUGAUAAUAUUAAUAGGGUUUUUAGUAAGAAAGAAAUAACAAAAACAAAAAAAAAGUGCUUCCCUUCUGCUAUUCAAAAGUGUACAUCAAAUAUUCGAUAUAUAUGUAUAAAAGGAAAGAGAAUUUUAAUUGGAUUAUAUGUUUUAUUCAUUCAAUUGAUAUUAUCCCUACUUUUUUCUAUUACCUUAAUUUUGCAGUCAUUAAUUAAUUUGAUUGAAAAAAUAAAUAUUAAUAAUGUUGACAAUGUGUUUUUGGUUUUUAAUAAAAAAUAUGAAAGAAAACAAAUAUUUGUUUUCAAUAAUAUAGAAGAAUAUAAUAAUUUUAAUAUUACAAAAUUAUUUUACUAUUAUAUAAGUAUAUAUAUUAAUAUUGUAAAGUUUAUUUGGCAUAAUGUAUUGUAUAAAAUGAAGAAGAAUAAAAAGGAUUUGUCAGGAAAAAAUAAAAUUUUCAUAAAAAAAUUAAAGGCUAAUUUAAAGAAAAAGAGAAAAUUUUCUUUUCUUUUUAAUUUUUUCUUAAAUAUAUUGAAUAUUAUAAAUAUUUUCUUAUUUGGGCAUAUUGUAUUUUCACUUUUAUUUCUUUUAACAAUGAAUAAUUUAUUUCAGAAUUUUUUGAGAUGUUGUAUAAAGUUAGUAUAUUAUCAGAGUAACAAAAAUUACCUAGAUUUCCUAAAUAAAAAUAAUAUCAAUCAUAUGAAUAUUAUUAGUUAUAUAAAAAUUAAUCAAAUUAUAAAUAAAUAUAUUCUUUUAAAAGAACCAUUUAAAUAUUUUUUGUCUUAUCAAGAUUUUAUGUAUGCGUGUGCUCCAAAAAAAAUGCAUUAUUUUGUUUAUACAAAAGAAUUAUUUUUUUAUAUUCAAGAAAAUAAAAUAGUUUUUUUAUUUAGAAAGUGUGAUUUAAAGAGCAUUGAUAUUACUAUUCAUACAAUUAAUCAUAGUUUUGGAUUAAAUAGUUACUAUAAGAGAAAAGGAAGCAAGUUUGUAAAAAAAAGUAGAUCAAAAAAUACUUUUUCUAACUAUACUAUUAAUUUGGAUAACUUGACAUAUGAAGAAAAUAAUAGCAUUUCUACUUCUAUUUAUAAUAAAAGCAGCUUAUCUAAUAAUUUAAUAGAAAAUAAAAAUAUAAUAUAUUUCUUAAAUUCGGAAUUAGCAUUAACAAAAAGAAAUGAGAUUAUUAAUAUAAAUAAUAGGAAUUCUAAUUAUAUUAUAUCAGUCAAAAUUACUAUUAAAAAUAAUAUGAAUAUUGUAGAAAGUGCUUAUUAUAAUCCGAAGAAAUUUUUUCAGUCUUUUUCAAAAAUUCAAAAAAGUUUCAAUAAUAUUUACUUGCCUUUAUGUAAAAACAUAAAUUAUGAAGUAAAGUCAAAUAAAGAAAAAAAGAUUAAUAGUAAAAAGGAUACAGUAAAAGUAAAUAGAAGUUUAAGGUUUCAUAAUAUUCUCACUGAUAUGUUUUCCUUUUUAAAAAAAUUUUUUAAAUGUUUUUCAGUUAUAUCAUUAUUUAGAUCAGGAAGAUUAAAAAAUAAUGUAUCUAAUAUAAAAAAAAAACCAAAAGAUAAAAAUAGACAAGAAAAUACACAAAAUAAAAAAAUAAAAAAUAAAGAUUUUAAAAAAAUGGCACCUAAUAACAUUACUUUUAAAUUAAAUUUUGAUGAUUUUCAUUCUAGUUUAAACAUUUUUGAGUGUUUAUGCAGAUAUUCUCAUGAUAAUUAA
This is a messenger RNA of Plasmodium relictum, 15573 nucleotides long. RefSeq names its product conserved Plasmodium membrane protein, unknown function. Lineage: Eukaryota; Apicomplexa; Aconoidasida; Haemosporida; Plasmodiidae. Gene Ontology annotation, biological process: negative regulation of cell adhesion. The record is from RefSeq and is a predicted model, not a curated record. Gene Ontology annotation, cellular component: plasma membrane. The coding region runs from base 1 to 15573 and encodes 5190 amino acids. The transcript has 5 exons.